Messenger RNA from Anopheles maculipalpis, 751 nucleotides. RefSeq lists its product as uncharacterized. Gene Ontology annotation, biological process: regulation of tube size, open tracheal system; septate junction assembly. Lineage: Eukaryota; Metazoa; Arthropoda; Insecta; Diptera; Culicidae. The transcript has 5 exons. The coding region runs from base 20 to 751 and encodes 243 amino acids. Gene Ontology annotation, cellular component: septate junction; membrane. The record is from RefSeq and is a predicted model, not a curated record.
UGGUGUGCCUUCUGCCGCGAUGUCUUCGACGGUGGAAAAAAACGAAUAUCCCAAAGCGUCCAAUGCGUUGGUACUGGGAGCAGUAUUAUCGUACGUCGCGGCAGUAUUUCUGCUAAUGAGCUUUUGCUCACCCUACUGGAUCGUGUCGUAUCCGGAGUCAUUUAGCAGCUUCAAAAACAUGGGCCUGUGGGAGUACUGCUUCCGUGACUUUACCUAUCCGUACUACCAAUUCCCGAAGCAAUUCAACGGUUGCCAUCACAUUUUCAGCGAGGAGUACUACGUCAUCAGGGAGUACCUGCUGCCGGGAUGGUUAAUGGUAGUGCAAGGGUUCGUCACCGUUUCCUUUCUGUUUACGUUCGGUUCGCUGAUCAUUAUGGCAUGCGAGAUCGUCAGAUGGCCACUGAAGUUUGUGCUGCGGUACGAAUGGUUGCUAAGCAGCAUUUCGUUCGCCGGGAUAGCAUCAUCAUCUUUCUUCAUGUUCUUAGCAGUGGCCGUCUUUGGAGGAAAUGCGUAUCGCCGUGAUUGGCUAAUGUACCCAAAGUUCAAUGUGCUUUCGUGGUCGUAUGAGCUGGCCGUGGUAUCCUUUAUGAUUCUGGCUCUUGCCGCUUUGCUUCUGUACAAAGAAUCGCGCAAAUCGUAUGAAAUGCGUCGUGAGGCAAAGAAUUUGGUCAUGCAGAUGCAGAUGCAUGAACCAGGAUACCAUCCAUCGCACCAUACUAGCCGAAGUCUACACAGUGGUGGUUAUAUCUAA